AUGGCUGCGUUGAUGAUGGUUAGAGAUAUAAAACCACGUAACGACGGGAACGAAGAACAUGAACAACAGGAUACUGGUCGGGUUAUUCGAGACAUUAAAAACGUGUAUCCUGAAGUUAUUGAUUUAUUUAGAGGAGUUAAUGAUUCAAUUUCAAAACAUUCUAUAACCCUCGAUGAAGAGAAUAAAUUAACAGAUUAUAUAUUCGUCAUUAUUGCAGAAUUAAUGAAGAGAAUAAAUGAAAAAGGAAUUGGUGAUAUCAUUAAUGUCAGCGAUGUAAUGAUGAAAAGAAAUUUUGACUCAUUAUUUACAAAACCGAAAACAGAAUAUAGUCUUUAUGACGUAAUUACCGAAUUAAUGAAAAAGAUUAAUGAUAAUAAGAGUUCUGGCGGAAGAGUUGAAUUAGAAGUGAAUGAUGUUAAUGAGAAAUUAGCCGAAAAAGCAAACAAAAAUGAGCUUUUAGCUCUGAGUGAUAAAGUCAAGAACCACGUUCAUUAUAUAACUUCAGACGAACAGAUUAUAACGAACUACCAUGGAUAUUUAACACGAAGUGAUGAAGCGAAGACAAAAAAUGUUAAUGAAAGAAGAUAUAAAUACAUUCGUGCUAAAGGUUAUGACAUAAGCUGUACUGUACAGUAUGAUGUAGCUAAAGCACCAGAAGCAUUUGGUUAUACCGGUGAAAUUUAUGCCUCUACUUUCAAUGUUAACGGUGUAUUAGUUGAACCAAGAUUUACUUUGAGAGUUAAGUCAAAAAUAACGUUUGAAGAUGCUAUUAAAAGUAAAGCUGACAAAGUUGAACUUGAAGCAACGAACAAAGUUUUGAAAUCUCAUAAACACAACAUCUCCGAUAUAAAUGAACUUCAAGCUACAUUAGACAGUAAAGCC
This is a messenger RNA of Trichomonas vaginalis G3, 882 nucleotides long. Its product is annotated as keratin-associated protein family. The transcript has a single exon. The record is from RefSeq and is a predicted model, not a curated record. Lineage: Eukaryota; Parabasalia; Trichomonadida; Trichomonadidae. The annotation marks the transcript as partial.